AUGUUAACCAGAAACUAUUCCAAAAUGGCAAAAAAACAUUUCAAGAAAAGAAAUAACAGAGACUCUUCUAAAGGGUUUGGAAAAAGACCAGCCAAUGAUGCCAGUUGGAGUGAUAUUGUCAGAGAGAAUGCUAAUUGGGAAACAUAUUAUAAGUCAUUGAAUUUGAUUCCAGAGUCAGAAUGGGAUGACUUUAAAAAAGCCUGUCAAACAAAUUUACCAAUGACCUUUAGAAUAACAGGUUCCAGAAAACAUGCUGAAGAGAUCAGAAAUAUUUUUCUUGAUCGUCAUGUCAGCCAAUUGAAAGGGAAGACGUUUGAUGGGGUUGACAUAACACCUAAGAAUAUUGAAUUCUACCCUGACAAUUUAGGUUGGCAAAUAGAUGUGUCAAAGAAUGUGAUUAAAAAACAGAAAGAGUAUGCAAAGACUCAAAGAUUUUUGGUUGUUGAGACUGAAGUGGGGAACAUUUCUCGACAAGAAGCUGUUAGUAUGAUUCCACCUUUGUUAUUAGAUGUCAAGCCACAUCAUUAUGUGUUGGAUAUGUGUGCUGCACCAGGAUCUAAAACUGCCCAAUUGAUUGAAGCCUUGCAUGCAGAAGAUGAAAAGAAAUUGCCAACUGGAUUUGUUUUGGCUAACGAUUCCGAUUAUAAACGUUCCCAUAUGUUGGUCCAUCAGGUGAAAAGAUUAAAUUCACCAAACUUUUUGGUUGUUAACCAUGAUGCAACUUUAUUUCCUAGAAUAAGAUUGAACAACUCUUCUCAAGACUUGAAAUUUGACCGUAUUUUGUGUGAUGUUCCUUGUUCUGGUGACGCAACCAUGAGAAAGAACUUAAACGUGUGGAAAGAUUUCAGAGUUGGUAAUGCACUUGGAUUACACAAUGUACAGGAAUUGAUUUUAAAUCGUGGAUUGCAAUUAUUGAAAAAAGGAGGAAGAUUAGUUUACUCGACUUGUUCUUUGUCUCCAAUUGAAAAUGAAGCCAUUGUUGCCUCGGCAUUGAGAAAAUGGGGUGACCAAAUUCGAUUAGUUAACGUUGACAACGAAUUGCCUGGUUUAAAGAGACGUGCUGGUGUUUCUGAUUGGAAGGUUUAUGGGAAAGAUAUGGAAUUACGUGAACCAGGUGCCGAGGAUGUACCAGAAACUGCCUUCCCACCUACUAAAGAAGAGGCAGAGAAAUUUCAUUUAGAAAAUUGUGUUAGAGUUUAUCCACAUAUGCAAAAUACCGGUGGAUUUUUCAUUACUGUUUUUGAAAAAAUCAAUCCUGUAGCCGAUGUUGAUGCCGAAGCUGAUGGCAAUAAGAGAAAAGCAGAUGAGAGCGAUUCAGAAGAAAACGAACCAAAGAAACAAAAAAGUGAAAACACCUCUUCAACCCAACCAGAUCUGUCAUCAAAAUCAGGAAGAUUACCUCGUGAUGCCAAUGAGGAACCUUUUAUAUUUUUGGAUCCAAGCAAUUCUGAAUUGCAAAAAUGUUAUUCGUUUUAUGGUUUUAGUGACUCUUUCCCAAAAGACUGUGCAUUGGUUAGAAACUCAACUGGUGAACCAUUAAGAACCAUUUAUUACACAUCACCAAUUAUCAAAGAUAUUUUAACUAUUGAGAAACAAAAAUUGAAAUUAGUUCAUGGAGGGAUUAAAUUAUUUGUUGCACAAAGGAAUGAUGUUGGUCCUUGUGGUUGGAGAAUCCAAACUGAAUCUUUGCACACAAUAGAGCAUUUCGUUGACGAAAAAAGACAUGUCAAAUGUAACCUUAAAUUGUUAGAGCGUUUAAUGAAAGAAGGAUUCCCCAAGAUCGAAGAGAUUAAAGAAUCCGGGGUUGACCCAGAAUUCUCAGAGAAAAUAACCAAUGUUACCGAAGGCUGUUUGUUCUUAACUGUUGACAGAAGCAACGAGGGAUUAGAGAAUUUACUAUUACCAUUAUGGAGAGGCAAAUCAAAUGUCAAUUUGAUGGUGAAUAAGAAGGACACACAUGAGUUGUUGAAUCGUGUUUUUGAUAUUGAAACCAGUGCCAAAGAUCAUGGUAAAGAAAAAGCUCAUCAAGACCAAGUUGAAGCUGCCAAACAACAAGCAAACGAUCAAACAGAGAUCUCUGCCACUGCUGAAAAUACAGAGCAAGAAACUCCCGAGGUCGAACAAAAAAUUAAUGACGAAUAA
Molecule: messenger RNA, 2142 nt
Organism: Candida albicans SC5314
Lineage: Eukaryota; Fungi; Ascomycota; Pichiomycetes; Serinales; Debaryomycetaceae
Product: tRNA (cytosine-5-)-methyltransferase
Exons: 1
Coding region: 1-2142 (713 amino acids)
Biological process (GO): tRNA methylation
Cellular component (GO): cytoplasm; nucleus
Molecular function (GO): tRNA (cytidine-N5)-methyltransferase activity; tRNA binding
Source: RefSeq, a predicted model, not a curated record